CAACAUCCUCUCACACAUACAACAGACAGAUCGAUCGAGCGGAUCCAAGCCAAUGGCAACCAAGAGCCUUCUUCUCGCCGCCCUCCUGGUCCUCGCCGUCAGCCUGGCGCCGCACGGUGCGGAGGCGGGCAAGCAGCUUCCACUGGGACUCAUCGCCGGCGUUGUGCCAUGCAGCGGCGGGAACUCCAUCAACGCGGCUGCGGUUCCGCCGUUCCCGAACGCGGCCGUGCAGAUGGUGUGCGGCCGUGAUGUGAUGGCCAGCGCGACGACGGACGGCAGCGGAACGUACACCAUGAACCUGGGCCCGGCCACCUCGUCGCUGCUCGCCCCACUGCUCGGCAACCAGUGCAAGGUUGUGGUGGUCACCCCGCUGGCCGCGUGCAACGCGUCCCUGGCCAGCGUCACCGGGACGCUGACCGCACCGGUGCAGCUCCUUGGUAUUGACACUGGCAGUGGCAGCGGUAGCGGCAGCAGCGGCCUCGGGGGGCUUGGUGGCCUAAUUUGGCUCAUUGGCCAGAUAGUGGGCGGCCUCCUCGGCGGCAUCCUUAACAUCAUCCCAUUGCCCUUCUCCGUCGUCUAGAUGCUCAACUACAACCGGCGUGUCGAUCGAAGACACGAAUGGACCUAAAUAAAUAAAUGCGUUCCAACCUACCAAUGUACCCAAUGGUCAACUAUCCCCGCUUUUAUUAUUAUUAUUAUUAUUAUUAUUAUUAUUAUUAUUAUUAUUAUUAUUAUUA
Molecule: messenger RNA, 737 nt
Organism: Triticum aestivum (bread wheat)
Lineage: Eukaryota; Viridiplantae; Streptophyta; Magnoliopsida; Poales; Poaceae
Product: phylloplanin
Exons: 2
Coding region: 53-580 (175 amino acids)
Source: RefSeq, a predicted model, not a curated record